UCCUGUUUGAAACCGAAAGUAUAGUUCGAGAGAUUUUGAUCAUGGGCACGACGCUACGGCCUGUAUAAAUUUCUUUCUUGUAUUGUAUAUGUUUCAAUAGGAUUUAUUUAUAUUUAUGUUCUUUAUGUUUUCAUAAAUCUACUUUGUCGUCUCGUGUAUGAAUGUUGGCACUAAGAGCGACAUGUCGGCGCGUUGGAGUCGGGUUUCUGGUUGAAACGUUAAUCCCAAUUUACUAAUGUUAAAUGUCAUUUUACUGCUGACGGAGUCUGUCAUGAGCGGAGCCAUGGACCCAGACUAUAAAGUGGAAAGGCCGCCCUCCAGUUAUGGUUCAAUGAGGAGUGAGAGUGAAGAGAGCGAGGAUGAGGGUGGAGAAGAUAAAGAGGUUGCCAUGAUAUUACCGGGCUUCAUUCCAAUUGGGGAGACAAGGAUGCAGCUGAUUCGGCCAUCAGAGUCUCCAGAGACGCUCUACACUGUGACCACUCAGCAGCCACCACCAGGAGCUGCUGUCAUUGACACCAGGGAAUACUAUUCAGACAAUUAUGAUGAUGUUGAUGAUGAGGAUAUGGAAGAAAAUUUGAUCGCCACAUCCCCAGAACCACCAGAGCCUGUCGAACCAGAUGACACUACACAGUCUGAUGAGAACUGUCGGCUAGGCAGAAUGCACCCAGAGCAAGACCUGCCCCAUAUAUUCAGGAGUAUCCAGAGUGCUCUUGCAAAUCUCACCGAAGAAGAGCUUUACUUCUUUAAGAUCGGUGUUUCAUCUUUUGAAAAAAGCUUCUCCCGGGAAAAAAUGAUGGAAGGAGACUUACUCGAUUUGGUGGACAUGAUGCUGGAGAUCCUUGGCCAGGAUCGUUCCCUGAUGGUCACAAUAAACACUCUAGAAAGUAUCAAGAAGAAAUCUUUAGCAGAGAAACUGCAGAAUGAGUGCAGGAGAGCGUGGACACGUUUUCAGCUGAGGGAGGAUUUGAUCAGAAAGCACCAAAUCAUCUUUGAGGGCGUACCUCGAGCCGGAAAGUGCAAACCUCUAGAUGUCGUCUAUGUCGAGCCCCAGAUUUCCACCUGUUGUUACGGAGGAGUUGACCAGUCUCAUGAGUUCCACUCGCACCCUCUGCAACCUCUCCAAAUCCCCAGUCCUGAUACCUUUGUUAGUUUGAACAAUUUGUUCCGACUACAGAAGGCUGAUGGUUCACCAGUGAGGACGGUGCUGACCACAGGGAUUCCAGGAAUUGGAAUGUCUGUUUCUGUGGCGAAAUUCUGCCUGGACUGGGCAAAAAUGCAAGCUAACAGGGAUCUACAGUUUGUCAUCAAACUUUCCUUUCACUCUUUGUGGAAUUUGCGAAACCAAAACCUUCCCUCUCCAAAAUAUUCUAUCAUGGAAGUGAUAAAAUAUUAUCAUCCUGAGUGCAAAGACAUGAGACACCUGGACAAGGAGGACUGUAAAUUUCUCAUCAUUAUGGACUCCUUUGACUGUUACCAAGCUCCUCUGGACUGGGAGAAUUCCCCAGUAAUAAAUGACAAUUACACGCAAGCACAUCUUGACAUCCUUAUUGUAAAUAUCCUCCGGGGAACUGUGCUUCAGGGUGCCCUCAUCUGGAUCCUGGGUAGACGAGCGGCUGUGUCACAAAUCCCAUCUAAUCUAAUCGACAUGGUCACAGAAAUCCAUGGCUUCAGCGAUGAGAUGAAAGAUGACUUUCUUAGGAGACGCUUUAGCGAUGCAGAGCAAGCUACGAAUAUUUUGGAACAUUAUAAGCGCCUGCCAACUCUCUGCAUGCUCGCCUGCCAGCCCUUUGUCUGCUGGAUGAUCGCCACAGUGUUUGAGCGCUGCUACCGUUCAUAUCAGGACUAUGGGGAGAAUCCCCCGAGGCUGACGCCAUUCUACAUCCAUAUUCUGGUUGUCCAAACCAAUCGCAGGCUGAUGUUCUACUACGGAAAGCAAGAAAACAACCUGAAAUGGUCCGAAGAUGACAAACAGAUGCUGAUAAAGAUGGGUUACAUGGCCUUUAAAAUGAUGGAGAGAAAGACCAGUGUGUUCUACGAAGAGGAUGUGAAGGAGUGUGGUCUGAAUUUGACGGAGGUGGCGGUGUUCUCCGGCCUGUGCACAGAGCUUCCUGCUGCAGCUUCAGACAGGAGGAGGACAUUCUGCUUUAUACACUUCACCUUUCAGGAGUUCAUGGCUGCCCUGUACGUCUUCAAAACUUUCCACAUUGAUAAUAAGAACGUCCUGGACUCACACCGGACUUUGCACAUCUUCAAGAACCAUCAGAACAAAUCAGCAGCCCUGCUCCAGUCUGCUCUGGAUCGAACCCUCAGUUCACCUCUUGGUGACUAUGACAUGUUCCUGCGCUUCCUGUGCGGCUUGCUUUCCCCGGCCUGCCACGACAAAUUACUGAGCGGCUUUCUGUUCCCUCACAACACUCCAACAGUGGCUGGACGAGAAAAGAUGCAGCAGCUGCUAGAAAAGAAAAUACAGACUGCUCCAGCAGACAGGGUGCGAAACUUACAGGAGUGCCUCAGAGAGAUGAUUCAGGAAGAUGACUGAGUUAAGGGAAGAUAUGGUAUAUAUUAGUGGAGUGGUGGGUCAUGUUGUUGCCUUGUAGCAGGGUGCAUAGUGUUUGCAAGUCGUGUGUGUGGGUUUUCUCUGGGUCUCCUACAGUCAUGCAGAGGUUAAUUGGAUGUGAGAGUGAAUGGAUGUUUGUGUCUGUGUGUUGACCCCUGUGAUGUGUCAGCUGCUAUCCAGUGACAACCGUCGCGAAGGAGAAAGGGGUAGUAAAUUAACUUCUUUUUUUCUUUAUCUCAUCAUAGAAAUGGUGCAGGAUCAAAAUGUUCAUGCGUAACAGACGCCUGUCUCAUUUUAGUUUUGGUGAAGGUUUCAUACGUCGGGAUUGAAGUAUGUGUCUGAAAAGCUACAGUUGAUGAUGCUUUUAUCUUUUUGCACUAAAUGCGUGUGACUAAUACUUAACAACGCCGAAGAACUACAUCUAACAUGACUCGUGGCGCUUUAGAAAACACUGCAUUUCUCUCCUAUGCAGGUGGUUAGUUGGUAAUAAGUGAAAGCCUGUUGAAUACUAAAUGGUCUGGUUUCUAGUCUUGAUGAGCACUCAACGCUGCCCGUUCACUUACACAUUCAUAUAGCACAUUUUUCCAUUAUUUCUCAUAAUGACUUUUUUUAUGAAAAAACAAAAACAAACAUGAUAAAGCAAAACCAAUAAUUUCUCUAAUUUUCUUCUCUUAUGCGGACAAGAUAUCUGUACGUUUUUUGAUCUUGUAUAAAAGAUGGGUUGGUUUUAUUUGGAUCCCUUGUAGCCAGAGACUGUUAUUACAAAACAAUAGAAAAAGUACUUAAGUCCCUUAAUUCACUGUAGCCACAUUAUCAGCUGUUAAACUAAUCCAGUAAAAAGACAGUUUUGAAAGUUGUAGUGUGGUUUACGAUGCUUAGAAAUUCCCCGUAUUGCUGAGCUGUGGAUGUUCCUGAAACAUGUCAGAGGUUGUCCAUCACUGUGUGUUUGCAGCUGCUGAAUUCUCUCCACAUUUCGCUUUUCUACUAUCCAGUAAUUUGAUUUAAUUCUGUCACAUGGCUGUUUGCAUGCUUUCGUCAUGCAGGAGGUGUUAGAGUCAUGGCGGCAGCGUGAACGGUGAAUGCUGCAAUGCUGAUUUGACGCUUGACUUCCAUCCAGGCCCUUUCAGGGUCAACUGAGUUCUCAAUGUCAAACAGUGCAUCAUAGAUCCCAGGGAACGACUCCCCGGCAUAUUUAUUAUGGCUGCUGGGAGCAAAGAUCACGUGUCUGAAACAGAGAGGAGGGUGUUAUGUUAGAGAACCCACUGAUAGCAAUUUCGAAACAUACAGCGUGAGAAGAAUCUGUGAAAAUAAAAAUGUGCAUGGUUUUAUCAUGCUGAAAAACAGGAUUUACUUUGUAAUGGGAUAUAUUUUAUCGGUGAAAUGAAAAACAGACCAAAGUAGAAUCACAUUUCUUGAUUAAAAGCACAGACCCACGGGUAGAAUAAAGAUGUUUCACGACAGUA
This is a messenger RNA of Solea senegalensis (Senegalese sole), 4020 nucleotides long. RefSeq names its product NLR family, CARD domain containing 3-like (gene nlrc3l). The record is from RefSeq and is a predicted model, not a curated record. The transcript is spliced from 12 exons. Lineage: Eukaryota; Metazoa; Chordata; Actinopteri; Pleuronectiformes; Soleidae. The coding region runs from base 236 to 2539 and encodes 767 amino acids.